Eremothecium gossypii ATCC 10895 is the source of this 654-nucleotide messenger RNA. It is a transcript of the gene GAG1, whose product is annotated as Gag1p. The transcript has a single exon. The record is from RefSeq and is marked provisional. NCBI's taxonomy places the organism in Eukaryota, Fungi, Ascomycota, Saccharomycetes, Saccharomycetales, Saccharomycetaceae. The coding region runs from base 1 to 654 and encodes 217 amino acids.
AUGUCUGGCGAUAGAGGCGCCGAUGCACCAUAUAGCGUAGCGGACUCGCGACGGAAGAGCCGCGCACGGCCGGGACUGCGCUCGUCGGUAUCAUCGUGGAUGCACAAGUUCCGGGCCAACCUGUGCAAGGUGACCUCCGAGGCACUGGCUGAGACCAGCGGCAGCGACAGUGGCCGGAGUACUGUGGACGCACUGUUCGACGGCGCCACCGAGACAGCGGAUGGGCGCGAGCUCGAGGGCGACACGGAGGCCCGCAGCAGCACGUCCCAGACACUGGUCGCGAAGUCGGAGGAGGAGGCCGCGCUCGGCAAACACUCACAAAGCUGGACGUUUGAGACGUUUGACCCGCAUGAGCAGCGCCAAGUGUUGCAUGGUGACUCAUCCGUGCCGUUUGUGGAUGGUCCGAAACUGUGGCACAUCCGGCGUGAGCUCUGGACGGCGCCGACCGCUAACAACUCGGUCCAGGAGGCCGCGGAGCAUCGCGCCAGCUUCCGGAAGAUCAAACCGCACUACUACCCGCGGAUAUAUAGGAAGCUUGUCCUGGACGACCGGCCCCUGUCCCAACCCAUAAACCUGGAAGACGUUAUGAAGAUCAUGGACGCCGGCUGGCUCGAGACAAACAAAUGGGAGCGUGCAUCAAGGGGACUCGCUUAA